This is a messenger RNA of Westerdykella ornata, 1734 nucleotides long. Its product is annotated as sterigmatocystin 8-O-methyltransferase precursor. The coding region runs from base 198 to 1451 and encodes 417 amino acids. Lineage: Eukaryota; Fungi; Ascomycota; Dothideomycetes; Pleosporales; Sporormiaceae. Gene Ontology annotation, molecular function: O-methyltransferase activity. The transcript has 3 exons. The record is from RefSeq and is a predicted model, not a curated record.
GAAGUGUCACACUUUGAGAGGACGAUGUUGAAUGGCUGAGGGCAGAACAACGAGAAACAGGCCUCACAUGCUUGAGGCUGAGCAGUUUGCCGGAACAAGUCAACAUCGAGUCUGCGAGGUUUGUGAUUGCGAUCUGUCUGUGUGAGAAGUGACAACGAAAUCGACCAGCCACUCUACUAUUUUCACAAUCGAACAAUAUGGCUUCGGAUGCUCAACCGCCCACACUUCUCGCUCUAGCCCAGAAUGUUAAUGCACUCGUCUCCGAUAUUGUCGCCCACUUGUCCGCUACGAAUCAACCCGAGCCGAACUUCACAACGACCUCGACUGAGAUUCAGCAAGAUGCGCAUUACAUAGCGCUGCGAGACGCCCUCAAUGACUCAGCUUCUGAUCUACUCCAGCUCGUUAAUGGACCGAAGCAACAUCUCCGUAGAUAUCUCUGUACGCACAAUGACCUAGCUGCGUAUCAGAUUGCGGUCAAUCACUCAUACUUCCAACAUGUUCCCGAGGACAAGCCCAUAUCGCUCUCCGAGUUGGCGAGCAAAGCAAAUCUCAGCGAGGACAUCGUUGGCCGAACAAUGCGCGUCCUCUGUAUCCAGCGAGUCUUUUCCGAGCCCGAGCCAAACGUCUUCGCACACACAGCCGGCAGCAUUCUCUUUGCGCGCGAUGAAGAUCUCCGCGCAGCCGCUGCCUAUCAGUUGGACGAGCUUUUCGAAGCCGCCAGUGCCUCCGCAUCGAGCUUAGGAACGGGGAGGAAUCCCUUCCAGCAACGGCACGGUGUCAGUAUGUUCGAAUUCUACGCGCAACAUCCGGACCGCGCAGCUAGAUUUGCAAAGGCAAUGGCGGGUAUCGUGAAGAUCGACCGGCAAAUCUCCGAGCUCGUGACUGGGUUUCCGUGGGAGCAGCUUGGAGGCGGCAAGGUUGUUGAUGUAGGAGGAGGGAGUGGACAUGUCAGUAUAGCGUUAGCCAGGGCGCAUGCGAACCUCAACAUCGUCGUGCAAGACGCCAACCCCCAGAUGCUCGCGCAAGCAAAGCAUCUUGAUCUGAGUGACCUCAACGGGCGAGUCACUUUCAUGCAGCAUAACUUCUUCGAGGUCCAGCCUGUCACUAAUGCCAGCGCCUAUUUUAUCCGUCAGUGCCUACACAAUUGGGACGACGAGAAAUGCGUCACUAUUCUGAGGGCUCUGGUGCCGGCCUUGGAGAAGUGCAAGCCCGGCACACCGUUGCUCAUAAAUGACACGAUCAUGCCGGGCCAUGCGACUGAUAGCAGAUAUCACGAGCACGGAUUGAGGCAGAUUGAUAUGAUGAUGUUUGUGGCAUUGGGAGCUAAGCAGCGCAGUGAAGAAGAGUUUAGGACUCUGUUGCGGACCGCCGAUGCACGGUUAGAGAUCGUGAAGGUCCACAGCGAAGGGACUAUGGGGCUAUUAGAGGUACAUUUGAAGCGGGAGGAAUAGCCCAGCUAUGCCGGUUGCGUUGUCCGAGAGACUUGGACCUGAACAAGCCAUAUGUACCGAUCUAUGCAAAUGUAAAAGGAAAAGAAAAAGACGAAGGAAGACUGCUAGCCAGUAUCGGGCAUUGGGCAAUCGUCAUGAAGCGUGGCCAUUCUUGAGCACUUGCUGCGGUUUUCCACCUCCUAUUAAACACCUCGCUGCGCUCCUUCGCACAUAGGUAGGUUGGAAUUUUUGUUCAGCGCAACUCAAUUGGCUGCUACGCAGUAUAUCGGUAGUUGGAGUUUCU